GCCCUUCACUCUAAAGCCACCGCGAUCCUUUUUGUCUUUUUUCGUCCUUUACAGUCUUUGUUUCUCCUUUUUCUCCAUCAUCUUAUAAAUAAAUUUGAAACACCCCCAAUUUUAUCCAUUUUGAAUCAUAAUACUCAUUUUAGAUUUCACAAAAUCUUUCUCCCUCAUUAAACCCUCUUUCUUUUUCUACCAACUCAUUUUCAACUCCCACAAUUCCAACUCCAAAAUUCCAACUCCAAAAUUCCAAUUACCAUCAUCAUCAUCGUUGUUGUGAAAGAUAUUGUCUUUUUCUUUCGAGGGUACAACACAAGACAACAAUCGGUGUCGUGUCAAUUUAGAACCACUGACUUUAAAAACAAUAACCCAAGGCAGCUGGUGUGCUUAAUUGUAUUUGCCGUUUCACAAUUCACAUGAUAAGCGAUUCAAGAAAGUGGACAAGGGCGGAGGAUAAGCUCUUCGAGGAAGCUCUGGUAAUAUUCGCGGAUGAAGAGGCGGCGGAAGAGAGAUGGCGUAAAAUCGCAGGUCACGUUCCGGGUAGGUCGCCGGUAGAGGUUAGAGACCAUUAUGAAGCUCUUAUAUAUGAUGUCGAUGAGAUCGAUUCAGGCCGAGUUCAACUUCCUUGUUACUCAGAUGAAUUUGCCGCUUCUUGGUGGAGUACUGAGUCACAACCAACUCGGUCUAAUCAGAUUUCAUUUGGGUGUGAUGGGAAUAAGCCUAAACAUAAUGAGGUUGAGCGGAAGAAGGGUACUCCUUGGACUGAAGAGGAGCACAGGCUUUUCCUGAUCGGGCUAGAGAAGUAUGGUAAAGGUGAUUGGAGGAGUAUUUCGAGGAAUGUGGUGGUGACGAGAACACCGACUCAAGUGGCUAGCCACGCACAGAAGUAUUACCUUCGCCAAAACUCCGGUAAGAAAGAGAGGAAAAGAUCAAGCAUCCACGACAUUACCACUGUUGAUGAGAAACUUGCUGCACAAUCUGUUCCUGGAGGAAAUACCAUGGAACAUCAUACAGCAUUCCAACAAUUGGGUACGUCACCCCCAUUUAGUACUAAUACUACUCAAGGGGGAACCGCAUUUGGGUAUCAAAAUUUCGGUUUCCCUAUGUAAAUGUUUGCAUGAGCAAGGAGGAGUGGUGGACUGGUGUUGGUGUAAUGGUUGCAGAGGAGGGAGGUGUUAUGUAAUUCAGUUUCACUUUGUACAUAUAAGGGAACUUGGUGUAAUUUGUUGUAGUUUUUGUUUUGAAAGGUUUACUUUUAAAGUGGAUACUGGUGUGGACUCUGGAGUACAUAUGAGGGCAGGGUGUUGGGCGUAUUUUCAAAGUUGUAAUGUUGAUGUAGUGGUUUUUAGGGUAGUGAAAACACAAGUAAAAAUAGACUUUACAUGCUGGAAAAAUCGUAGGAGAUAUAGGUAGAAUGUAAUCUUUACUAAUACAAUAUGAGAUGGAGAUUAAACAUGAUGAAUUCUUAAUUGCUAAAUAUAUACUACAUAUCUGUUUA
Messenger RNA from Beta vulgaris subsp. vulgaris (sugar beet), 1492 nucleotides. RefSeq names its product transcription factor SRM1. The record is from RefSeq and is a predicted model, not a curated record. Lineage: Eukaryota; Viridiplantae; Streptophyta; Magnoliopsida; Caryophyllales; Amaranthaceae. The transcript has 2 exons. Gene Ontology annotation, molecular function: DNA binding. The coding region runs from base 411 to 1103 and encodes 230 amino acids.